Aspergillus heteromorphus CBS 117.55 is the source of this 1658-nucleotide messenger RNA. RefSeq names its product pex2/pex10/pex12 family protein. Gene Ontology annotation, molecular function: zinc ion binding. The record is from RefSeq and is a predicted model, not a curated record. Bases 121 to 1551 code for a protein of 476 amino acids. Gene Ontology annotation, biological process: protein import into peroxisome matrix. Gene Ontology annotation, cellular component: peroxisomal membrane. NCBI's taxonomy places the organism in Eukaryota, Fungi, Ascomycota, Eurotiomycetes, Eurotiales, Aspergillaceae. The transcript is spliced from 3 exons.
CGCCGACCGGGCGCGAUGACUGUCGACAGCACGACCUUGAGCACUCGCCUUGACCACCAGCGACUCCCGCAAUAGCCCCCGUCUUAUAUAUACCUCCGUCAUCCUAACAAUGAUUCAAAGAUGAGCUCCACCAACUUUGCCGCUGCUCAGGAGCGGGUUCUGGAACGUCGCCGUCUGCGCGAGGCCGAAGCUCGCACCCGGCUUGCGGAGCAGCAGCGGACGUCGCCGCUCAAUCAUGCCGCCCUCCAACGACUCCCGUAUCCUCUAAACAAACUACCUCAGUCAGGACUGUCGCUAUGGAACGCCAUUAGGGGCCGGGAGGGCACCAGGCCUGCGUUUCGUGUUGGUCAGGUCGACGCCGAAUUGCUGGAUGAAGAAUUACUGGGACUGUUGAAGGGGCAGGUCGGGGAUGCUUUGAAGUAUUAUGGGCCUCAAAUGCGAGAAGAUUGGUCUCACGAAAUCCAGUUCGCCCUUCGUGCGAUCCUAUUCAAGCUAUCGAUAUGGGAUCACGAUUCCUCCUACGGUGCUGCGUUGCAGAACCUGAAGUACAUCGAUAGCCGCAGCAAAGGCCCGGUUCAUUCGGCUCCGACAAAAUGGCAGAAAUCUGUAUACGGGUUGCUGACUGUCGGGGGCCGCUAUGCGUGGGGGAAAUGGGAAAGCUGGCUGAUCAAUCAAGAAAGUGGCUACGAAGAACCAUCACAAGAAGUGCGAAUGCUGGCCCGCAUGACAGAUCUCGUUUCGGCGACUCACUCGAUCGCCGCCUUCGUCUCCUUCCUUGUGUUCUUGGUUAAUGGCCGAUACCGGACACUGGUCGACCGUAUACUUCGCAUACGUCUUGCCCCGCCUUCUGCACAGGCGAGCCGGGAAGUAUCAUUCGAAUAUCUGAACAGACAACUUGUUUGGCACGCAUUUACAGAGUUUCUUCUCUUCCUGCUACCGCUCGUUGGAAUAAGCCGGUGGCGCCGAUGGCUAUCCAGGCUGUGGCGCAAGACGGUCUCUGCCCUCAAAGCCGGCAGCGAGGAGAAUGAGUCGAACACGAAGCAGGGAGAACUUGCGUUCUUACCCGAGAGGACCUGCGCUAUAUGCUAUAAGGACAACAACCCCACAUCUGCGACCGAGGGUGAAGCGAUAGCCGCGUCGGCUUCCUCUGGCGGGAUUGUUGGGUCAGCCCAAACAGACAUCACCAAUCCUUAUGAAACAAUACCCUGCGGCUGUAUAUACUGUUUUGUCUGCAUUGUGCAGAAACUGGAGGGCGAAGAAGGGGAGGGCUGGGUGUGUCUGCGCUGCGGCGAGAUUGUCAAGAAAUGCAAGCCAUGGAAUGGCGAUGUUCUUGAGGAGACGCGCCCGCAGUCAAGCUCGGGGAAAAUAGUAGGAUUUGCUGAUGAGAGCGCUGAUGCCAAUGACAGCAACGCGGUUGAAGAGGAUGCCGAAACGGGGAAGACAAGCCCAUUGCAGGAAAUAUCCUCCGAUGAAGCCCUACUACAGCACUCCAGUCAAUGGUCUACCAUUGAAAAAGACUCAGUGGAAGAGAUGUCUGAAGGAGAACAGUAGGGGUGUUGUUCUUUCGGUGUCAUGAGCCAGCGUGGUUCCAUACUGCGCAUCUGAUGUUUUUCUCCCUUAUGACGAAAUGUAUUGUUUAGAGCCAGCUUUUCUGGAAG